ACUACACCAGUUAUCAAUUAUUUGGCCGACAGCAAUCUACUCGUCAUUCGCCUAUAUAGUACUAUAUUAUAGACUACUCCGUUUAAAAUACGAACAAAUUCAACCAAACUCGACAGAAAAAUGAACACCAACACUAUGUCACUGUUUGCGCUUGUCGCCUGCUGUCUGGUCACCAUGUCCGUCACCGCCCCAUCCGGUUUGGUCUCUGCACCCCUAGUCGCAGCACCUGUCGUGGCCGCCCCCGUCCAACCUGUGGUCACCGCUUACAGUUCGCAGUACGUGGCUAGAAAUUACAACGGAAUCGCCGUGGCACCCGCCGUCGUCCCAUCCGCGGCCAUCGUUGCCUACCCUGCAGCAGCUCCGGCACCCGUCUACGCACCCGCUGGACUCGCCUACCCAGGACCCCUGGUUCAAGACUAUCUUUUUUAACGACGACCCUCACCCCUACCAAAUAUAUUGUAAAUAAUAUUGCAUAAAAUAUAAUAUGAUGUUCACAAA
Molecule: messenger RNA, 498 nt
Organism: Acyrthosiphon pisum (pea aphid)
Lineage: Eukaryota; Metazoa; Arthropoda; Insecta; Hemiptera; Aphididae
Product: CG14095-like
Source: RefSeq, marked predicted